AUGUUUAAAUCUGCAUCCAAGUUGGCGUCGCCAUUGACCAACAAAUUCGUCACUGCUACGGUUGCUGCCGCUGGCUUGUCCGCCUCGUAUGUGUUGUACCAGGACUCGGUAACCGCCAGCGCCAUGACCGCUGCCGAACACGGCUUGCAUGCUCCAGCAUUUGGCUGGUCCCACAACGGUAUGUUCUCGACGUUCGACCACGCUUCCAUUAGAAGAGGUUUCCAGGUGUACAGAGAGGUUUGUGCUGCAUGCCACUCUUUAGACAGAAUUGCUUGGAGAAACUUGGUGGCUGUCUCUCACACUUCCAGUGAGGCUAAGGCUAUGGCUGAGGAGUGCGAGUACGAUGAUGAGCCUGAUGAUGAGGGUAACCCAAGAAAGAGACCAGGUAAGUUGGCUGACUACAUUCCAGGUCCUUACCCUAACGAGCAGGCUGCCAGAGCCGGUAACCAGGGUGCUUUGCCUCCUGACUUGUCUUUGAUUGUCAAGGCUAGACACGGUGGUUGUGACUACAUCUUCUCGCUUUUGACUGGUUACCCAGACGACCCUCCAGCAGGUGUUGUGUUGCCUCCUGGCUCCAACUACAACCCAUACUUCCCUGGUGGAUCCAUUGCCAUGGGUAGAGUGUUGUUCGAUGACUUGGUUGAGUAUGAAGAUGGUACUCCUGCCACUACCUCUCAGAUGGCCAAGGAUGUUACCACUUUCUUGAACUGGACCUCUGAGCCUGAGCAUGACGACAGAAAGAGAUGGGGUUUGAAGGCUCUUAUUGUGGUCUCUUCCUUGUACUUGUUGUCUGUGUGGGUCAAGAAGUUCAAGUGGCAACCAAUCAAGAACAGAAAGAUCACUUACAACCCACCAAAAAAGCACUAG
This is a messenger RNA of Sungouiella intermedia, 867 nucleotides long. The record is from the annotation of a GenBank genome assembly. NCBI's taxonomy places the organism in Eukaryota, Fungi, Ascomycota, Pichiomycetes, Serinales, Metschnikowiaceae.